This is a messenger RNA of Cucurbita maxima (winter squash), 1550 nucleotides long. RefSeq lists its product as uncharacterized. The record is from RefSeq and is a predicted model, not a curated record. The transcript is spliced from 2 exons. Lineage: Eukaryota; Viridiplantae; Streptophyta; Magnoliopsida; Cucurbitales; Cucurbitaceae. Bases 873 to 1550 code for a protein of 225 amino acids.
UUUUCUAUUGAAGUCUUGCGCGAAGCUAGCCUCUGCCCGUGAAGGGAAACAGAUUCGUGCGUAGGUCUUGAAGCUUGGGUUUGGUUUGAUGUGUAUAUUCAUAAUUCGCUCGUUAGUAUGUGUGUGCAGAGCGGUGGAGUGAACAAUGCCCAUUUGGUGUUUGAUCAAAGUAAUUUAAGGGAUGCAAUUUCUUUCACUGCACUAAUUGCGGGUUACGCUAUGUGGGGUAACACGGAUCGCGACGGAAAGUGUUUGAUGAAAUGCCUGUCAGAGACGUGGUGUCUUGGAAUGCUAUGGUUGCUGGCUAUGGGCAAACUAGUCGAUCCAAGAGGGAUCGUUAAGGUUUGAAGAAACGAGGAAGGCAAAUGUCACCCGUCUCUGUUCUUUCUGCUUGUGCUAAGUCAAAUGCUCUAGAUUUUGGAAACUCGACACGCUUUUGGAUUGAAGAUUUUGGGCUUCAUUCGAAUCUUAAGCUUGUUAAUGCACUUAUUGUGAUCUUCAGACUGCUCGUGAGUUGUUUGACGAUAUGCCUGAAAGGGAUGUGGUCUCAUGGACUUUAAUGAUCAGAGGUUACACUCACAUGAGCAGCUAUACAUGUUUAUAUAAUCAUAAACUUCGACUCUGCCAGCACCUCUCUUUGGACAAGUCUGGUCGAUAUGUAUGCUAAAUGCAGCAAGAUGGUAGGUUUUCCAAUCAUACGACACUUCGCUUAAUUUUGCAUGUAAACUUGGUUGCCGAUCAUGUAAUUGUAACCUGCUAUAAAUUUUUAUUUAAAAAAAUAUAUCCAAGUAUAGUUCCCAACAGUAAACUCUUCCCCCAUUGUGGAAUUUGAGCCUGUGGCUGAUGAACAAACUACAUCUUGUGAGAAUCAGAUGCAGCUAAAGCUGGUAUGCCCUUUGUGCCGAGGGAAGAUCUUAGGAAGCACGCAAGGAAGGAGUGUCCUCUUGUUCGUCCAUCAGAAGUCGACCGAGAAUGACAGCAUAAUUGGAGACGACUUGAGCGACAAAGGGACCUGGGAGAUCUUCUUGGCACACUACAAACAUCAUUUGGAGAGGAUAGGGUUGAUGGGGAUAGUAUUUUGCCCAUUGAUGAUGGGGGCUGGCUCACAGUUUUUUUCCUUAUUCGAGUUUUUAGACCUGAAUCCGGUAGAAGGAGCAGCAGUUGGUCUAAUGUAUCUAGAGCUAGAGAGCAACCAAGUUAUAGGAGGAGAGAGUUAUGAUUGGGAAAUAGGAUCAUCUUCCAGAGAUGAAGAUAAUGACCCUUCAGACGAUGGAUCAGGAUCGUCGAGGCAUCAAGAUCGGAGGCUGUUCCUUGCUGCCUUUAUCAUGUGUUCGUUGAUUCUGGAUCAAUUCUGGUUCGAAUCUUGUAAUUUACUGGACCUCCAGUCAUUUAAUCUCUUUCUAACUUUCAAUAAAAUUACUUUGUUUUCACAGGAAAUGGUAAAUUCAACCUGGACCAUCCAUCUUCUAUGUCAGCUCCUUGGAUAUCCAGCCUCAAAGAAACAAACACAAAAAGAGAUUCUUGUUUUGAUGGUGGAUAUAAUGGAAUAA